AUGGAAAUAAAAGAGAUAAAAUCCCUCAGUGUUGAAUUAAAACAAGAAUUAGUCAAAUUAUUAGUAGAGAGUGUUGAGACUGGUGAUUUGGGCUUUGCACAUCCAUUGUCAAAGGAAUCAGCAGAGCAAUAUUGGGAUAAGAUAGAAAAAGAUUUAAAAGACAACGAAAAUGAAAUUACAAGAGUAUUAUUAGUUUCAUAUAUCGAUAAUAAAAUUUCGGGCACUGUUCAAUUAUCAUGGAGUUCAAAGUUUUUUACAAAUUGUAAUCAUAGAGCAGAGGUUCAAAAGUUAAUGGUGGGUAACAAUUUUAGGGGUAAAGGAGUUGCAAGAAAGCUGUUGGAAACUAUCGAAAUUUUUGCACAACAAUAUAAAAAGCAACUAUUGAUUUUAGAUACUAGAUCCGAUCUUAGUGUACCAGAAAUGUAUAAAAAAAUGGGUUAUGUCAGUGUGGGUGAUAUUCCAUUCUAUUCUUUAGAAAAUGGUAUAUAUACAUCCACUACAUUUUUUUAUAAAAUUAUUGACAAGAGUUUAAUUAGUAAAGAGCAAGCUUAA
Molecule: messenger RNA, 552 nt
Organism: Dictyostelium purpureum
Lineage: Eukaryota; Evosea; Eumycetozoa; Dictyosteliales; Dictyosteliaceae
Exons: 1
Coding region: 1-552 (183 amino acids)
Molecular function (GO): acyltransferase activity, transferring groups other than amino-acyl groups
Source: RefSeq, a predicted model, not a curated record